CUGCGGCCAUUUUACUCCGGGUUAGGAUUUGGACAAGGUUUCGGGCGUUUCGAUUGAAGGGUUUGCGAACCGAAACGUUCUCCGUGCUGUUCCAGUCGCGGUUCUGCCGGCAGUAGACCUGAGCGCAAAUCCUGAGCUGUUUAUAAUUUGAUGAAGCGCACUUUACUUGGCCUGAUCCAACCCUUUCCGUCCCCCAAUGACUGGCGGAGACGUUCAGUCAAAAUACGAUUUCACUUGGGAUGUAAAUGAGGAAUUAACCGUCAGCGUGCCGGCCGAUUUCGCUGCUUGUGAGGAUUGAUGGAACAGGCCUGACGGCAGCUGGCAGCAACGCCUGUCCUUUGGCUGCAUUUAUUUAUCCGCAGUUUGCCGGGCUCCGAGAGGUGUUGGUGGCUAUUGCUGAGGGUUGACACCCAGGUCUCAUAGUAAUGGGGAACCAACUGGCUGGCAUCGCGCCUUCUCAGAUCCUAUCCGUCGAUAGUUACUUCUCCGACAUCCAUGAGUUCGAAUACGACAAAAGCCUGGGCAGCACCCGCUUCUUUAAGGUUGCUCGGGCCAAGCACCGUGAGGGACUGGUGGUUGUCAAAGUGUUCGCCGUGCAGGAUCCAUCACUGCCGCUCACUACCUACAAGCAGGAACUGGAGGAGUUGCAGCACAAGUUGCUCGGGGCCCCCAACUGUGUGCCUUUCCAGAGGGCUAGCUUCACUGAGAAAGCCGCCAUGCUAUUCCGGCAAUACGUAAGGGACAACUUGUACGACCGCAUCAGCACCCGACCCUUUCUCAACAACAUCGAGAAGAAGUGGAUCGCUUUCCAGCUCCUCAAUGCAGUGGAGCAGGCACACCGGGCCGGCGUUCGCCACGGGGACAUCAAGACAGAAAAUGUUAUGGUCACCAGCUGGAACUGGGUAUUGCUCACCGACUUUGCCAGCUUCAAGCCCACCUACCUGCCCGAGGACAACCCUGCAGACUUCAAUUAUUUCUUUGACACCUCCCGGAGAAGGACGUGUUACAUUGCCCCGGAGCGCUUUGUGGACGGGACGAUGUUCAGCACCGAAUUGGAAGCAGCAAGAGAUUCAACUACCCCACUGGUGGAUCUAACUCCCAACAAUCAAAGGAUGAGAGGAGAACUCAAACCGGCCAUGGAUGUCUUUUCUGCAGGAUGUGUUAUUGCAGAACUAUUCACAGAAGGAGUACCAAUGUUUGAUCUAUCACAAUUGCUAGCUUACAGAAAUGGUCAUUUUUCUCAUGAACAGGUGUUGAAUAAGAUUGAGGAUAUUAGCAUAAGAGGUCUGGUCAGUCAGAUGAUUCAGCGUGACCCUGAGAAGCGUCUAACAGCGGAAGAACAUCUCAAACAACAGAGGGGCAGAGCUUUUCCAGAGCUGUUUUACUCUUUUCUACAACCUUAUAUGGCACAAUUUGCAAAAGAAACUUUUCAAUCUGCUGAUGAACGUAUCUUGGUAAUAAGGAAAGACUUGGAAAAUAUUCUGCAAAAUGUUUGUGGAGAAGACCAGUCAGAGAAAAGCGAAGGAGAAACAAAAGAGUAUGGAUUGGUUAUUUUGGUGUCUGUCAUCACUUCUUGCUUGCAAACACUCCAGUUCUGUGAUUCUAAAUUAGCUGCUUUGGACUUAAUUCUCCAACUAGCAACCAGACUCAGUGGUGAGAUCUUGCUUGACCGUAUAACACCUUAUCUCUUGCAUUUUGCCAAUGACUCUGUGCCAAGAGUGCGAGCUGAAGCAGUCCGAACAUUGACAAAAGUCCUUGCCCUUGUCAAAGAGGUGCCACGUAACGAUGUCAAUAUUUACCCUGAGUACAUUUUACCAGGAAUUGCGCACUUGGCUCAGGAUGAAGCAACUCUUGUCAGAUUAGCAUAUGCAGAAAACAUAGCACUUUUGGCAGAGACAGCUCUUCGGUUUUUAGAAAUAGUCCAAUUAAAUAACUUAAAUGUGGAAGGUGAGCUAAAUGGCGAGGAAAUAGAAGAAAUACUACAUCCUAAUGAAAAUUACGACUCUGAAUUACAAGCUCUUCAUGAGAUGGUACAGCAAAAAGUGGUGACGCUGUUAAGUGACCCAGAAAAUAUCGUGAAGCAGACCUUAAUGGAGAAUGGUAUUACUCGACUUUGCGUGUUCUUUGGUCGACAAAAGGCUAAUGAUGUCCUUUUGUCACACAUGAUAACCUUCUUGAAUGAUAAAAAUGAUUGGCAUCUUCGAGGUGCUUUCUUUGAUAGUAUUGUUGGUGUGGCUGCUUAUGUUGGGUGGCAGAGUUCAUCAAUCCUCAAACCUCUUCUUCAACAAGGACUUAGUGAUGCCGAAGAGUUUGUGAUCUAUAAAGCCCUCAAUGCGAUGACUUGCAUGUGUCAGCUGGGACUUCUGCAAAAGCCUCAUAUCUAUGAGUUUGCCAAUGAUAUUGCACCUUUCUUGUGUCACCCAAAUCUCUGGAUCCGUUAUGGAGCUGUUGGAUUCAUAACAGUGGUAGCACAACACUUGAAUAUUGCCGACGUCUAUUGCAAACUGAUGCCAUUUCUUCAUCCAUUCAUCACCCAACCCAUAAUACAGAUUGACAAGGAAAUUGUGUUGCUGAGUGUCCUCAAGGAGCCUGUCAACCGUUCGAUAUUUGAUUAUGUAUUGCGAUCAAAGGACAUCAUAAAUCUCUACAAGCAUUUGCACUUGCGUCAGAAGAUAAGAAAUGGACUAAUAUUGGAAUGCCCAAUCCCUGAAGACCCAAUCAUUGCUCAGCUGUUAAAGAAAUUGCUUUCUCAGGGCAUGAGUGAAGCAGAUGAAGACAAAUUACUUGCCCUGAAGGAUUUCAUGCUAAAGUCAAACAAGGCCAAAGCCAAUGUGGUGGAUCAAAGCCACAUGAGUGACAGUGGUCAGAGUGGAGUGAUUGAUUUGGCUGCAUUAGGAAUUCCUAGGAAACAUGUUGAUCUUGUGAAAACAAAACAAGAAAAUGAUGAUAAACGAGCAAGAAGGCAUGUUAAACAAGACUCGAAUUUAAAUGAAGAAUGGAAGAGCAUGUUUGGCUCUCUUGAACCUCCAAACCAGCCUAAAGUUAUUGCAGCCCCUGGAGACCAGGAAAAUACCACUGGGAAAAAUCUCAGAUCUGAGUCUUCACCGGGGAUAAUGAUCACUACCAACUCCACUUUGCAACAGGUGACAGAAGGAGCUGCGGCCCCAUCAAGAAAAGCAGCUGUUUCCUUGUUGGUUCCAGCAAGUGGAAAUGUUCCAUUGUUGCCCUCUACGUACCAGAGACGCAUUACCACGUGUGUCACCGAGCUCCAACACCUGAUUCAGCAGAAGCGAGAGCAAUGCAAUGCCGAACGAAUGGCCAAACAGCUGAUGGAAAAUGCUGAAUGGGAGAGUAAAUCUCCUCCACCAGGCUGGCAUCCCAAAGGGCUUCUUGUUGCACAUCUCCAUGAACAUAAAUCAGCAGUGAACAGGAUCCGGGUAUCUGAUGAGCAUUCAAUUUUUGCUACCUGCUCAAAUGAUGGGACGGUGAAGAUUUGGGAUAGUCAGAAGAUGGAGGGAAAGACCACAACUACAAGAUCAAUUUUGACGUAUUCUCGAAUAGGGGGAAAAAUCAAAACUUUGGCAUUCUGCCAGGGCUCCCAUUAUCUGGCAGCUGCUUCUGACAAUGGUACUGUCCAACUCCUAGGGAUUGAGGCUAGUAAGCCUCCAAAAUCUCCAAAAAUACAUCCUCUCCAGAGCAGAAAGGAAGAUCAUUACAUCUCUAACGUAACUUUGGACCAGAAAAAGGAUGGCUGUGUAGUAGACAUUCAUCAUUUUAAUGCAGGAGCCCAGUCUGUCUUAGCAUAUGCAACAGUAAAUGGUUCAUUGAUUGGCUGGGACCUGAGGUCAUCAACAAAUGCCUGGACAUUAAAGCAUGAUUUGAGACUUGGUCUCAUCACUUCAUUUGCUGUGGAUAUACAUCAAUGCUGGCUGUGUAUAGGGACAAGUAAUGGAACUAUGGCUUGUUGGGACAUGAGAUUUCAGCUUCCCAUUUCAAGCCAUUGGCAUCCCGCAAGGGCUCGCAUCCGGCAACUGCUAAUGCAUCCCCUCUGCCAGUCAUGGGUCAUUGCAGCUGUGCAAGGAAAUAAUGAAGUUUCAAUGUGGGACAUGGAAACAGGGGACCGACGAUUCACUCUAUGGGCCAGCAGUGCUCCACCUCUCUCUGAAAUGCAGCCUUCAGCACAUAGUGUUCAUGGAAUCUACUGCAGCCCAGCAGAUGGAAAUCCUCUGUUACUAACAGCUGGAUCAGACAUGAGAAUAAGGUUCUGGGAUUUGGCAUAUCCUGAGAGAUCAUAUAUUGUUGUAGGAGGUGCAAAUGAUGCUCUGCAUUGUCCAUCUGUUUCAUACUAUAGAAAGAUCAUUGAAGGGACUGAGGUUGUACAGGAAAUUCACAGCAAGCAGAAGGUUGGAUCAUCAGAAGAUGUGCCUCGCAGAGGUCCUGAAUCUCUCCCAGUUGGACACCAUGAUAUUAUCACAGACCUUGCUGCUUUCCAAACCACUCAGGGCUUUAUUGUAACUGCUUCACGAGAUGGGAUUGUCAAAGUUUGGAAGUAAAAGUGGCAGGUGUAUUGAAGAGAAUUUUAAAUCAACUUGUAUUAAUACAUUUGUUUGCAAUAUGAAGGUUGGGAAAUGAUGCAGGAAAUUAUUGGUUCAUGAAAAUAAAAGCCUAAUAUGUAUAAUGUCUUAUGAUAAAGAGCAUAUUUGCAUUUUCAAAUAAUUCAGCCUUGACAACCUAAUGGCAUUGGAACUCCAGGAAAUGACUGCAUAUAUUGUUUCACAAUCCAGAGUAUUUGACUAAGCAGUUAUAAGCUUGAAAUGUAUUCUCUCCAUUCUGCAUGUGUGUAAAGAAUUCAAACUCACUGUUUGAACUUUAUUAAUAUAAAAAUGUGUAUAAUGUUUUAAAUUGAGAUUUAUGACAAUUCCAAAUAAUUUCACUAUUUCAUUCAGGAGCACUUUAGAAUUUAAAACAGAAUAUAACUUUAAGUAAAUUAUAUUAAUAUUUUUGGGCACCUUUGGAGGGGUGAAAUGGCCUUUAUGGACUUCCUUACUUGCCAGCAUAAUUCUAUGAGGGAGACCUCUUGGCAGUAGAUAUGCUUGAAAUCAUUAAACUCUUUCAAUAUAUGCAGCAUUUUCCUUUUGCUUUGAGAUAUUUUGAUAGUUUUGAAAUAAAAUGUAGAAAUACUGGUAUACUAGCUCAAGUGGAAGAAGUACUUGAGCAGCAGUUUAUUACAAGGUUGGUGACCGCAAUGAAAUCCAAGUUUUACAGUGUAUUUACACUGAGACCCCACUAUAUGGACCAUCAAAUGGGAAUACACAGAGCUCCUCUACAGAGAUUUGUAUUCAGUUAAACUCAAAUUAAUUUUCAAAUAACAUAAAUGUUAGCACGGUGGAAACAGUAGACAGUUAUCUAGAACUGGUUGUCUAAGUUGACCAGGGUGUUUUCUAAAGAAGUUGAUUUAGAAAUAUAUCUAGUUCGUCUGAAGGCAACAGCUCAAAAAACCACAGCAAAGACAAAAGUAAUCUUUAUCAAAAAUGUGCAUUUUUCUUUUGCUUUGUGACAUGUUGAUAGUUUUGGAAAAAAGUUAGAUAUACUGGCAUAUUAGCUCAAGUGGAAGACCAUUAUUGGUGAAAUAAAUUCCUUUAAUAUUUAAACUGUUCUAAUAAAAAACUAUAAGGAGAUAAGAGUAUAAUAUAGUAAAGUAUCAGGAUUUGUUGGAAUCAGUUGGUUUGUUAGUAUAUUCCCUAAUUUGGUAAAGAUAGAAAAAUGUUGUCAACGCUGGACAUAUUAUUAGAAUUAUUUUAACCUUUUGGCUUCUGGAAUUUGGAUUAUAUACCAAGUAAAGCAGUUUUGUCAACCUCCUGGCAUGAAGUAUUUUUUUUUGUCAAGCAAAUAAAAUAUACAAAAAGGUGAA
Molecule: messenger RNA, 5911 nt
Organism: Hypanus sabinus (Atlantic stingray)
Lineage: Eukaryota; Metazoa; Chordata; Chondrichthyes; Myliobatiformes; Dasyatidae
Gene: pik3r4
Product: phosphoinositide-3-kinase, regulatory subunit 4
Exons: 20
Coding region: 426-4553 (1375 amino acids)
Biological process (GO): protein phosphorylation; late endosome to vacuole transport; macroautophagy
Cellular component (GO): late endosome; phosphatidylinositol 3-kinase complex, class III, type II; phosphatidylinositol 3-kinase complex, class III, type I
Molecular function (GO): protein binding; ATP binding; protein serine/threonine kinase activity
Source: RefSeq, a predicted model, not a curated record